Molecule: messenger RNA, 1824 nt
Organism: Arctia plantaginis
Lineage: Eukaryota; Metazoa; Arthropoda; Insecta; Lepidoptera; Erebidae
Source: the annotation of a GenBank genome assembly
AUGCGAGGUGCGUUGCUGACGCCCUCCAGCCAACAUUGCGGCCUAAGACAAUUCCAAAACACACGGCCGAGCGCCAUAGAGUCGCGCUCGCCAAGCGCUUUCACACCCAACUCAUCCAGCAUGCUACUGCUGCAAACACACAGCAACUACGGUUCGUCCUUCACUGAUUUAUUAUCGCCGCAAUAUCAAGAAGACUCUACAGAAAUCUUAGAAGAGAAUUUAGACCCAUUCCCAGACGUUGAAUUUCACGCUCCGGACCCACCCGAAGUUAAAUCUCAUCGAGAUACACCCAUCAGCGAAGCCUUAUCUCCAACGCUUGGCCCAGCAUUGCCCAGUUUUGAAGAAACUUAUUCUGUCCGUUACCCAAAACAAGAAAUGGCAGAAUUCGGAAUAAAGAUGGAUGAGGACUGUUACAACGUGAGCGCUUAUCAAGGGCAUACGUCUACACAAUUGUUGUAUCAAUAUCAUCAACCAUCUAUUCCAUACGUGCCAGCGACAUAUUAUGCACCGGCACAGCAAUGCAGUCCUACAUUUGAUACUGGUGGUGUGACCCCAACUUCAGACUCUUACUCAUUACCUCCGUUUCCAAGCACGGUGGAUUUACACAUAUCAACUGAGCAAAGUGCAAGGCAACGUCGAGCUUCAUUACCUGUUCAACGAUCAGAAUCAACCAGCUCCAACGAUAGCCCAAAAAUUCCUGCUAAUCGAGUUCAUUGUAUGCAAGCGUCUGCACCCAGCUCAGCAUCAAGUUCACCUGGUGUAGCCCCGCCAGAUGGUCCUGGUCACCGUGCUGCACCCUCGUCCCCAAGUCAACUGUGCGCUGUUUGCGGUGAUACCGCCGCCUGCCAACAUUACGGAGUUAGGACUUGUGAAGGUUGCAAAGGAUUCUUUAAAAGGACCGUCCAAAAGGGUUCUAAGUAUGUUUGUUUAGCUGAAAAAUCUUGUCCAGUAGACAAAAGAAGACGAAAUAGAUGUCAGUUUUGCCGCUUCCAGAAAUGUCUCAAUGUAGGAAUGGUCAAGGAAGUCGUACGAACAGACUCAUUGAAAGGUAGACGUGGUCGACUGCCGUCGAAACCAAAAUGUCCGCAGGAAUCUCCUCCAAGUCCACCAAUAUCUCUUAUCACAGCGCUUGUAAGGGCUCAUGUUGAUACAUCGCCGGACUUUGCUAAUCUCGAUUAUUCUCAGUACCGAGAACCCAAUCCUAUGGAGCAUCCUAUGUCCGACUUGGAAGUAAUCCAACAAUUUUAUACUCUUUUGACUACAUCAAUCGAUAUGAUCAAAAUAUUUGCUGACAAAGUGCCAGGUUAUGUAGAGUUAUGCCCUGAAGACCGAGAACAAUUAUUUGCAUCAGCUCGGUUGGAACUCUUCGUAUUACGACUUGCAUAUCGCACGCGUCCAGAAGACACCAAGUUAACUUUCUGCAAUGGCGUCGUGCUCGAUAAGCGACAAUGCCAGCGUUCUUUUGGCGAUUGGCUUCACGCCGUGCUAGACUUCAGCAACACCCUGCAUUCGAUGGAUAUAGACAUAUCUACAUUUGCUUGUCUAUGCGCAUUGACAUUAAUAACAGAGAGACACGGUCUCAAAGAGCCUCACCGUGUAGAGCAGUUACAAAUGAGAAUAAUCGGGUGCCUGCGCGCGCACAUGCCAGGUGGUGGUACCACCAGCGGUGGUGCGCCCCAUUUUAGCCGCGUGUUGGGUGCUCUACCUGAACUGCGCUCGCUAUCGGUGCAAGGACUGCAGCGUAUCUUUUACUUAAAGCUCGAGGACCUAGUGCCAGCACCACCGUUCAUCGAAAACAUGUUCCGUUCCAGUCUGCCUUUCUGA